Molecule: messenger RNA, 552 nt
Organism: Panthera uncia (snow leopard)
Lineage: Eukaryota; Metazoa; Chordata; Mammalia; Carnivora; Felidae
Product: TSC22 domain family protein 1-like
Exons: 1
Coding region: 22-435 (137 amino acids)
Biological process (GO): regulation of transcription by RNA polymerase II
Source: RefSeq, a predicted model, not a curated record
GCUGUUUUUGGCUGCAAUUGCAUGAAAUCCCAAUGGUGUAGACCAGUGGUGAUGGAUCUAGGAGUUCACCAACUGAGACAUUUUUCAAUUUCUUUCUUGUCAUCCUUGCUGGAGACUGAAAACACUUCUGUGAGACUUGACAAUAGCUCCUCGGGUGCAAGUGUGGUAGCUAUUGACAACAAAAUCGAGCAAGCUAUGGAUCUGGUGAAAAGCCAUCUGAUGUAUGUGGUUAGAGAGGAAGUGGAAACCCUUAAAGAGCAAAUCAAAGAACUAAUAGAGAAAAAUUCCCUGGAGCAGGAAAACAAUCUGCUGAAGACACUGGCCAGUCCUGAGCAGCUUGUCCAGUUUCAGGCCCAGCUUCAGACUGGCUCCCGCCCUGUGACCACACAGCCCCCAGCCCAGCCAGCGUUCCAGGGCUCAGGACCAACCGCAUAGCCUCCCAUGCCCCUGAAGAACUGGCCGCUGCUGUCUGAACUGAACAGACCAGAGAAGAUGUACAAGGGGGAAUCCAUCCACCUCUACAGUCACCCAUUUCAUUGCUCACUGCACAAG